AAGACUUGGUUUGGUAGAGUACUAUUCGAGCACGGGACAACGAUGAACCCGCGCGUGACGACGUCGUCUAAGGCGAAGAAGAAGGCGGAAGAGAGCCAAACGGCGUGGGGAGGGAGGUACCUCGGGGUGAGGCGGAGGCCUUGGGGAAGGUACGCGGCGGAGAUCCGCGACCCUGCCACCAAGGAGCGCCAUUGGCUCGGUACUUUCGACACUGCCGAGGAAGCCGCACUGGCUUACGAUAGAGCCGCACGUGCCAUGCGCGGCUCACGUGCGCGCACUAACUUUGUCUACGCUGACACCACACCCGGCUCCUCCGUCACACCUAUCCUCUCGCCCGACCAACCACCGCUCAUCCAACCCGACCCUCUUCUCACGGUCGACCCGUUUUCCCUCCUCGGGAUUCCCUCCGGUUCUUGUUCCUACGGUUAUGAACAUGAACGUGCCUCUGCCAGCGUGGCUAGUUCCCAGUUUAGCCAACAAGUGUUUUUCACGGAUAAUAAUAAUAUUAAUGAUAAUGAUAUAAAUAAUAAUAAUAAUAAUAAUAAUAAUAAUAAUAAAGAAAGUGGUAACACGAUAGAGCUUCCUCCGUUGCCACCGGAUAUUACUAGCUCCAUGGGUUACGAAACGGAACAGGGUUAUGGAUUUUAUAAUAGUGAUAUUAGUGGGUUUAAUUAUAAUUACGUGGAGGAUAAUUACUCGCUUAGUCCAAUGUUUGGUGCAAUGGCAGAGAAUGUGGAUGCAGGGUCUCAAGUUUAUGACUUCGGAAGCUCCUCCUAUUUCUUUUGAUGCUUCCUAUGAAGCGUUUGUGUCUGUGUUCAGUGGGUUUUUUUGUUUUACGAGAAUAGACAUUUUUUGUUUGUUUGUUUUGUUUGGGUUGUUGAAUGUGUGUCAACUCGAAUGGGAAAAUAUUGUGUUAUUUUAGAAGUGAGAAGUUUGUUUUUGUGCGUGUGUGUGUGUGUAGUGGGAACUGGGAUGUGUAAAGUGUUGUAUUGCGACUUGCGAGCUCUCCGUGGAGACGCGCGCAAGGGGUACGUACGGAUGAAUCAUAUCAUGGUUUAAUUUA
Molecule: messenger RNA, 1063 nt
Organism: Cajanus cajan (pigeon pea)
Lineage: Eukaryota; Viridiplantae; Streptophyta; Magnoliopsida; Fabales; Fabaceae
Biological process (GO): regulation of DNA-templated transcription
Molecular function (GO): DNA-binding transcription factor activity; DNA binding
Source: RefSeq, a predicted model, not a curated record